Molecule: messenger RNA, 1000 nt
Organism: Pistacia vera
Lineage: Eukaryota; Viridiplantae; Streptophyta; Magnoliopsida; Sapindales; Anacardiaceae
Product: neutral ceramidase 1-like
Exons: 4
Biological process (GO): sphingosine biosynthetic process; ceramide catabolic process; long-chain fatty acid biosynthetic process
Cellular component (GO): extracellular region
Molecular function (GO): N-acylsphingosine amidohydrolase activity
Source: RefSeq, a predicted model, not a curated record
AUUUUCUGCUCAAAUAGCUCUACCCUCUACUCAAACUUAUGCAUUUUGCAUGUUGAUUUUCCUUAUAGGACGAUCAAUUUACUUCUGGGUUGCAAUUGUGAAUGGAAAGGAUUGAUUGAGUUUUGGUUGUUCUACUUGGUGGGGUUAAGUUAUGAUGGAGUUCUCUGCUUAUUUAAGUUUUCAAAGGCUGCGUAGAACUAUUUGGUUCUGGGCAUUUCUAGUAUUCUUGCUAGGGAACAGUGGAGGAGUAUUAUCGGGUUCGAAUUAUUUAGUUGGGUUAGGGAGCUAUGACAUUACAGGACCUGCAGCUGAUGUUAAUAUGAUGGGUUAUGCUAACAUGGAGCAGAUUGCAUCUGGACUUCACUUUAGGUUGCGAGCUCGUUCAUUCAUUGUGGCAGAGCCACAGGGGAACCGUGUUGUGUUUGUAAAUCUUGAUGCUUGUAUGGCCUCACAGCUUGUAACAAUCAAAGUGCUUGAGAGGUUGAAGGCAAGGUAUGGGGACCUAUAUACCGAAAAGAAUGUUGCUAUCAGUGGUAUUCACACCCAUGCUGGUCCUGGGGGUUAUCUCCAAUAUAUCGUGUAUAUUGUGACAUCUCUUGGAUUUGUUCGUCAGUCAUUUGAUGUCCUUGUAGAUGGUAUAGAGAAAAGCAUUAUACAAGCUCAUGAAAAUCUCCGGCCGGGAUCAAUUUUUGUGAAUAAGGGGGAGCUUUUAGAUGCUGGUGUAAACCGCAGUCCUAGCGGUUAUCUUAAUAAUCCUGCAGCAGAGCGCAGCAGAUAUAAGUAUAAUGUUGAUAAGGAAAUGACCCUUUUGAAGUUUGUUGAUGACCAGUGGGGACCAGUGGGUAGCUUCAAUUGGUUUGCAACUCAUGGAACUUCUAUGAGUCGUACAAACUCUUUGAUAAGUGGGGAUAACAAGGGUGCUGCUGCACGAUUUAUGGAAGACUGGUUUGAGCAGAAUGACAUUGAAAGCACAUCUGCUGAUGAAUUCGGGGCCGAUGGA